CUUCCAUCCACUGGACCAAUCAUAAUUUUAAUUGUGCUUCCAUUAAAUCCAAUUGUUAUUUUGAGACGACCGACGACGAUAGCUAGGUAGCUAGGAGGAGUUGGGAGAGAUCCGGGCGGGCGGAAAGGACCCUACAUAAUAUUAUUAGGUGCAAGGUAAUUGAGCAAUUAAGAGAAAUAUAAAUAAAUAAAUAAAUAAAUAAAGCUAGCUAGCUAAGGAUUAAGGAAGGGAGAGAGAGAGAGAAGCCUAAUUAGGAUCGGAGAAGAAUAUAUAUAUAUAUAUAUAUAUAUAUAUAUAUAUAUAUAUAUAUAUAUAUAUAUAUAUAUAUAUAAAAUGGUGAGGGGGAAAACGGAGCUGAGGCGUAUAGAGAACGCGACGAGCAGGCAAGUGACGUUCUCGAAGAGGAGAAAUGGGCUUCUCAAGAAAGCCUUUGAGCUGUCUGUGCUUUGCGACGCUCAGGUGGCCCUCAUCGUCUUCUCCCCAAGAGGAAAGCUCUAUGAGUUCGCCAGCUCCAGCAGCAUGCAGGAGAUUAUAGCGCGAUAUCGCAAGCACACUGCAGAUCGUCAAGGUGAAAACCCCUCGGUGGAACACGAAGAGGACUUGCAGCAUUUGUUGCAUGAAACUGAAUACCUGGCCAAAAAAAUAGAUUUCCUUGAAGCUUCAAAGAGGAAACUUCUGGGUGAAGAUUUGGGAUCAUGUGGCAUGGAAGAGUUACAGCACAUAGAGCAACAGUUGGAGCGGAGCGUGAGCAUCAUCCGUGCACGAAAGAUGGAAGUCUAUACUGAACAGAUUCAGAGAUUAAAAGAUAAGGAAUCAUUGCUAACAGCUGAGAAUGCAAUACUCCGGGAGAAGUACAAGUCAUUGGAACCAGCUGAGAAAGUGGCAAAUGAAGGGAAUGAGAGGGAUGCCCUUUGUGGGGAGGGCAGUGAGAAGUCAGAUGUGGAGACUGAACUGUAUAUUGGACUGCCAGAGAGUAGGGCAAAGCCAGAUCCCCCUGUUUUCCUUCAACCUACAACUAAUACUUCUACUUAUAUGCGCCCCCGCACAUAGAUAGAGAUCAAUUCUCUUAGAAACAUUGUCCUCGCGACAUACCUUCGAGAUAAGGGUAAGGUCUGCGCGCACCAUCCUUCCCAGACACUCUUCUUUGUGAGAUUUUACUGGAUUUCUUGGCUUUGUUGUUGUUGUUGUUGUUGCAUACAUAGAUAUUCAUCUUCAUCCAUUUCCAUUUUGAAUUUAUAAGCAAAGAAUAAAACACCUAUGUGUAUAGCAAUUUAACGCGAGUGGCUCAUUUAAUUGCAACUGUAAACUUAAAUGGCAGAUUGGCAGCCCUCAAAUAGUUCCAAUGCUCUACUCAAAUGUCCUGUUGUUUUGGUUUUAACUGCUUGAAAAACCAGCCUUUGCAAUGGGUUGUU
This is a messenger RNA of Cuscuta campestris, 1412 nucleotides long. NCBI's taxonomy places the organism in Eukaryota, Viridiplantae, Streptophyta, Magnoliopsida, Solanales, Convolvulaceae. The record is from the annotation of a GenBank genome assembly.